GUUGUGCAUUAUGAGUUCCUUCCCCCGGGUCAAACAGUCAACAAGGAAUAUUAUUUGAGUGUGAUGCGUCGUUUGCGUAACGCUAUCCGCCAAAAGAGGCCGGAAUUGUGGAAAGACAACUCUUGGUUUUUGCACCAUGAUUAUGCAUCGUCUCACAAUGCGAUCAUUCUUCGUGAACAUUUCGCCAAAAACUCGACUCAUAUCGUUCCACAACCACCGUAUUCACCUGAUUUGGCACCGUGCGACUUCUGGCUGUUCAACAAGCUCAAAAGACCGCUCCGGGGACACCGUUUUGAGACGAUAGAGCAGAUUGAAGCCGCAGCGAAGACGGAGCUGAGGGCCAUCCCUGAAGUCGACUUUUUCAACUGUUUCGAAGAUUGGAAAAUCCGUUGGCAUAAGUGCAUUGUAUCGGGAGGGGAUUACUUUGAAGGCGAUGAAAUUGAUUUGGAAGAAUAAAUAAAGAAUUUUCAAAAUAAAUGCAAUGUCACCUUACUUUUUGGACACAGUAGUAAAUCAUGAUUUUUCUGGCUUUCGUUCUUAUUUCUGUAUCCAAGCGAUUGUUGGCAAACGAAAAGAAGAGAAACAUCAUUUUAUCACCGGUAAAAGCGAUUAAAUGGUGAUCUUUUAAAAGAAAGGGGAGCAGUCGUAAAAAUCGACCAUAAAAUUCGAUGUGACUUCUUCACAGUUUAAUGCAAUAUUUGUUCAUAAAGUAAUUUGAUAAAUAAAAUGCACCAAGUGAUGUGAUGUGAUGAAAAAGGUUAUGGUGUUAUGAAGUUCAAUGGGUCGCUUCGGUACAAUAAUCGAUGUGUAGGGCCGAUUUUUUAUGCUGUCCAAAAAUAACAACCAAAUUGACGAUCGAGCAGAAAAAAACGCAGCCAAACCGAAAUGAAAUAUGCAGUUUGGUUGGAAACGAGUUUGCAAUAUUCAUGGCAUCGUGCGCACAUUUUUCAUCGUCGACAUUCGUCGUCGUCGUCGUCAUCGUCGCAUAGUUGGAGUGUGUAUGUGCCAACAGCACAUACGAGCGUCGCACGAGAGAUCGCUUUGUUUCGUUUUCGUUUUCAAUAAACAAGCCAAGUGUACGUUGUUUUUUUUUCUCAUCUACAUUUGCAUUUUCUAUAAAUAACAAGAUCCGCAUGUAGACAACGCGCUCGCGCCAAGUAACUGUCGUGUGGUCCGAAAUGAUAUGCACGUAGUCCACACAGUCACCGAAAGCAUCAGCAGUAAACAUAUGUAGGCUGUUUGGUGAGUGUGUCGUUGAAAAAAGAGUUGCGAAGCGGCGAACCGUGUUUGGUUCCGUAUAUGUGGUUUAGUGUGUUGUUUAUUUGUUUUGAGCCGAUUUAGUUUAUUCGAUGCGCUGUAGCGAUGGUUGUGUGUCAGUGAUGCGGCAUAAUGCUGAUAUCGGUUAGCCGUUGUGUGAUGCUCUUUAUGCUGGCCACUACGAACUGUGAGAGCCGUUGACAUCAUCGUUGAUGGGGGAUACCGUGCUGGCGUGUAUGCGCGCGACCGUGUAUGUAUGACUACUCCUUUCACAACACAUGGUCAUGCGAAUGUUGGCAAAGCAAAGCCAAUACUUGCAACUCGUCUUAUGCAAACCGCACUACUCUGUUGGACUGGAAAAAAAACUUUCUCUCUUCUUUCCGCGCUGAAAGAAAGAAAAAGCAUAACGUCGCAAUGAAGAGCGACGAUUACGGUGGCGGCAACAGCAGCAGCAGCGGCGGUGAUGGUGGCGAGUGUGUGUACGCGCUAGCACGCGUAAGCGAUCGUUAUGACGGCUCCAAUAGAGCCCCCUCAGUAUAGAUUCGAUGUGUUAGCUGAACAGCACAUCAGUCCAUUGAAACACUUUCAGCGAAGUGGUUUUGGUUUUAGUGCCAACAAUUUUGUGAUCUCUCGAACAAACAGCAAAUUGUGGCUCGUUUCUUGCAAACGACCAAAACGAGUCUGAAGAGAAAAAAAAGUCGAUUUUCGAGAGAGCUGAUUUUAGACGUGUCCGAGUGCGACGAUCACAAGUGGAAUUCGGAUUUUUCCAUGUGGAAGCGCAUUGGACUCAGACCGCAUUUCUAAAUGGAUUUUAUGUUGAACACACUUUAUAUGGAUAUUCUUAAAAUAACAAAAGUGAGAGUGUAAAUUUUGCGCGCGGAUGCUAAGUGAAAUCGGAAGAAUUUCCUUAAAAGAACGAGAAAAAAAAUCAAGUUUAGACUAACUCGAUGAGUGUUAUUAAGUGUUAAACAAAAAAAAUUGAUUGCGUGUGCUUCUCUUCCUAUAAACAAUUUACAAGAUAAACAAUCACACCGACAAAAAUGGAACUCAAGCUGAUAUCAUUUGCAAUUUGCAUAUUUCUAGUCACAAAUGCAUAUUGUUCGCGAUCCGUACCGGCCGAUUUGAAAUCGCGUGUUCGUCUCGCAUUGAAAUUGGAGAAGACAAAUGUAAACACAUGCGACACAAAUGUGAAGAUAGCCCCAUGCCCACCGAGCAAAUUCCGAUCUCCAACUGGUGAAUGUAACAACAUUUUGAAUCGUAGCCACGGUGCCCGAGGCGAUGCAUUCCUUCGAUUGUUGGAACCAAGCUAUGCUGAUGGUCGCGUUCAACCAAGAACCUCGACCGGUUCACAUGCAUUGCCUGCAGCCGAUUUUGUGGUCGAUGAAAUCCACAAAUCGGUGGAUGAGACUUUGUUGCAUCCACACAUCACAGCCAUGGCUCCAGCAUGGGGUCAAUUGUUGGCCUACGAUUUGGCUGAAAUCUCGCCAUUGUCCAGCAGCAUGAAAUGCUGCAAAAACAACGGCAAAUACACAACCGCCGAUGAAAUCGAACAAUGCUACGUACGAUCGGGUGCUGACUGCAAGGAAUACAAACGAUCGGUGCCAUCAGUGGAACAAGGCAAUUGUGAAAUAAAGCAUAGAAAUCAAAUGAAUUUGGCCUCCGGAUUCAUCGAUGGAUCGGGCUUGUACGGCGCAACCGAAAAAGAAAUCAACUCAUUGAGAUUGUUCCGUGGUGGUAAGGUCGAUAUUCGUGCCUGUCCUCGAUGCACUGAAUCCGGAGCCGUUGGUGCAUUGCACACCAUUUUGUUGCGGGAACACAAUCGCAUCGCCACCAUUUUGUCCGACAAAAACCCAACGUGGAGCGAUACCGUUCUAUUCUUGGAGGCUCGUCGCAUUCUGGUCGCUCAAAUUCAACACAUCACCUACAAUGAAUUCCUUCCAAUCAUCUUGGGACAACAAAUUGCCAACAAAGAAAGCUUGCGAAUGGUCUUUGGCAAACACUACGAUGGCUACUCGAGCGCUAUUCGACCAGGUGUCUACAAUGAAAUCGCAACCAGUGCUUUGCCAGCAUUCUUAACGAUGCUGCCAAAUGGCAUGACAAACGAAUCAACAACCAUUGAAACUUUGUUGAGCGCAUCGGCUAUGCUGAAAACAUUGAAACCAAACAGCCUUGAAUUCAAUCAACACUGGUCACCAAUCGAAUUGGCCAUUCAUCGUAGUCGUGAUCACGGUAUUCCAGCUUACCAUAAAGCAUUGAACCUUUGUGAUGCGCGUCUGCCAAGCGUUGAGCAAAAAGUAUCAUUCGAUGAUCUUGAAUUGUAUGGCGGUCUAAGCAAUCACAGCCGAAAAGUAUUGGAGGCUAUUUAUCAAAACGCUGAAGAUGUUGAUCUUUUGGCCGGUGCUCUGUUGGAAACACCAGCAUUGGGAACAAUCUUUGGACCAACACUCUCAUGCGUAUUGUCCAUUCAAUUCGAUAAACUGAGAAACAGCGAUCGAUUCUGGUAUGAAAACGAUAUUCCACCAUCAUCACUCAAUUUGGAUCAAUUGAGCGCCAUUCGUCGAGUCACUUUGUCGGGACUUUUGUGUACAGCCGGUCAAAUGAAACGAUCACAACCAAAAGCAUUCAUCAAGGAAGAUCCAUACUUGAACUACCGUCAAACAUGCAAACAAUUACCAGGCCUUGAUUUAUCUGCAUGGCAUACGGAUGAAGAGCCAGAAUUCACAACUGAAGCUGACGUCGAAGAAGAAACAGCAACUCCAGCCAUUGAAGAUGUCAAUGAAGAUCUCAUCAAAGCCGCCAUCGAAAAGGCUAAAGUUGAUUUGAACGAACGUCGCCGAUUUGAAUACGAAGCAUGGUUGAACAACGGUGGAAUUGAUGCGCGAUCACCAGAUGGAACAGCUGCUUCAUUCAGUAAAGCCAAUAAAAAUGCCAUAAGAAUGGGUAACUCGUCGUUGUUCUUUGAAUUUGUUUCAAAUGAAAUCUUGAGCUCACUGCAAGGAAUUCAUCGUCGUAAGCGUCAAACAUUCGAUACGAAUGCAUUGAUUGGAGUGUUCCGUGAUGAUUUCCAGAAUAGUUUGCAGAACAUUGAUGUGAAUUCGUUGUUGUCGGGUUCAAUUUCACCCGUUUCGCUUGAGCCACAAUGUGAAGACUUUACUGCGCCAUGUGAUCCAACAACACCAUUCCGAACGUUGACCGGUCAUUGCAACAAUAUCCGCAAUCCGGAAUGGGGAAAAUCAUUGACAACAUUCAAUCGUUUACUGCCACCUGUGUACGAAGAUGGUAUAUCACGUCCGCGUCAAACAUCAGUGAGUGGAAUUCCAUUGCCAAAUCCACGUACCAUUUCAUCGCUCAUUCAUCCGGACAUUUCAAAUUUGCACACACGCUACUCGUUGAUGACGAUGCAAUUUGCUCAAUUUUUGGAUCACGAUUUGACUAUGACCCCGAUUCACAAAGGUUUCCAUGAGUCAAUUCCAAAGUGUCGUUCAUGCGAUUCGUCACGCACCGUACAUCCCGAAUGUAAUCCAAUCCCAAUUCCACAAGGUGAUAAUUUCUAUCCCGAUUUGAAUGUGACCAGCGGUGAGCGAAUGUGCUUCCCAUUCAUGAGAUCGUUGCCAGGUCAACAAUCGUUGGGCCCACGUGAACAAAUCAAUCAAAAUACUGCCUUCCUGGAUGCAUCACAAAUUUACGGUGAAAAUACAUGUUUGGCCAAUAAAUUGCGUCACUUCGAAAACGGUCGCAUGAAUUCAACAUACCAUCCAGUCCGUGGAAAGGAGUUGUUGCCACGUUCCGAUCAACAUCCCGAAUGUAAAUCACCAAGUGGCUACUGUUUUAUAGCUGGUGACGGUCGUGCUUCGGAGCAACCCGGUUUGACGGCCAUUCACACCACUUUCUUGCGUGAACACAAUCGCAUUGUUGACGGUCUUCACACGGUUAAUCCACAUUGGGAUAACGAUAGAUUGUUCCAACAGGCUCGUCGUAUUGUCGCCGCUGAAAAUCAACACAUUACAUACAACGAAUUUUUGCCACGUCUGCUGAGCUGGAACGCUGUCAAUUUGUACGGUUUGAAAUUGUUGCCACAGGGUUACUACAAGGAGUAUGAUCCAACAUGUAAUCCGGCUAUUGUAACUGAAUUCGCUGCAGCCGCAUACCGUAUCGGUCAUUCAUUGUUGCGACCACACAUUCCACGAUUAAGUGCUAACCAUCAACCAAUUGAUCCACCACUUUUGCUUCGUGAUUUCUUCUUCAAAAUGGACGCAUUGAUGGCACCCGAAAUGAUGGACGAAAUUUCUCGCGGUUUAGUCGCCACACCAAUGGAAACGCUCGAUCAAUUCAUCACCGGCGAGGUAUCGAAUCAUUUGUUUGAAGAUCGACGCAUUCCAUUCUCCGGCGUCGAUUUGAUCGCAUUGAAUGUUCAACGGGCUCGUGACCAUGGUAUCCCAUCAUACAAUAACUAUCGUGCAUUGUGCAAUUUGAAACGGGCACGCACGUGGGAAGAUUUGAGCCGCGAAAUUCCACCAGAAGUUAUUACACGUUUCAAACGCAUUUACGCAUCAGUUGACGACAUUGAUUUGUUCCCGGGAGGCAUGUCAGAAAGGCCUCUGCAAGGCGGUUUGGUUGGACCAACAUUCGCUUGCAUCAUUGGUAUUCAAUUCCGUCAAUUAAGAAAAUGCGAUCGAUUCUGGUACGAAACAGAUGAUCCAAAUUUGAAAUUCACUGAAGCUCAGUUGAAUGAAAUCCGAAAGGUUACACUCUCGAAAGUCAUCUGUGAAAAUAUGGACAAUCCAGGUGAUAUGCAACGUGCUGCCUUUGAUUUGCCAAGCAAUUUCUUGAAUCCACGAGUUCCAUGUCACACGAUGCAACAAAUGGACUUUAAUGCAUGGAGAGAGAGUACCGUUUCAGGUUGUCAAAUUGGCGGUCGUCAAGUGGCCGUUGGACAAUCAGCAUUCCCAUCACCAUGUACUAGCUGCAUAUGUACAAAUGAAGGCCCUCAAUGUGCAUCACUUCGAAUCACAGACUGUGCGCAAUUGGCGCGUGAAUGGUCAAGAGAUGCAAUUUUGGCCGAUGAUAUUUGCAGUGCACAGUGUGGAUUGGUGGUGCAAAAUUCACCAAGCACCAGCAAUCUUGUUAGUUUGAGUGUGCCACCAACAUCACGAAACACACGAUCACGACCAAUUGCAUCGUGGACAACAACAACCGGUUUCACCGAUUUUUCAUUACCAGAUUUAACUCAAUUCAUAGGCUAAAUCAUAAUCAAUUCAAUUUAAAUAUUAAGCCACCAACCAACGAAAAAUGAUACGUACAUCGAACAAAAAACACCAGCAAACAUCAAGGAAUAGUAAAUAGAACAGAAAAGACAAAUUGACACACACACAAAAAAGACCGAUCGCAUUCAGUUUUAAAAUUUUAGUUAUUUGUAAAUGAGCCAUAUAUAAAUUUAUAAAUAUUGCUUGUAAGAUCUAACUUGUGACGAAAGGUUCACAAGAAAGAGAAAAAAAAACAAAGUACUCGGAAUGUUGUGAUUGAUUUCAAUUACGCUGGAAACUCAUCAAACCGUUUUCUGUGUAAGUGAAACCGAUCGAACUUUAUUCUUUGAAUAUGUCGUGUGUUCCUGUAAAUAUUUGACAAAAGCAGAAUUACUCGCGAAAUCGUUUAUUCCUCAAUUGAUAUUAUUUUGCUUGAAGUUUCUUUUUAUAUUGAAUGUGUACGCAACAUGUUUUGCUCAGUCGAGCAUCAUUUUUUUUUUUAAAUUCUGGAAUCUUUAUUUUAAGUUGAAGAAGAAGAAGAAGAAACCCUCAACGAUGACAACGAUGACAAUAAGUGUAUUUGUAAAUUCAGUUUAAGCUAAACAAUAAGAACAGAAAAUAAAUUAUUGUUUCAAAAACAA
Messenger RNA from Sitodiplosis mosellana (orange wheat blossom midge), 7141 nucleotides. RefSeq lists its product as uncharacterized. NCBI's taxonomy places the organism in Eukaryota, Metazoa, Arthropoda, Insecta, Diptera, Cecidomyiidae. The transcript is spliced from 10 exons. Gene Ontology annotation, biological process: response to oxidative stress. Gene Ontology annotation, molecular function: peroxidase activity; heme binding. The record is from RefSeq and is a predicted model, not a curated record. The coding region runs from base 2298 to 6500 and encodes 1400 amino acids.